AUGUUGCUGUUUGUAAAGGACAUUGUGAUACUGAUUCAACUUGCAAAAAUUUGGCUGGCGACAUCGAGCGCGGGUCGUGAGCACGAUCUUGACGCAAUUUCGCUGGAUAGUUGCGCCAGCGCGUUUGGCUCUGUGCGGAGUAGAAUUGCAAUCCCUAUGGCUUCUACAUCUGUAGCGUCCGAAUUUUAUACAGUUGAUAUUAAUGAUACAAGAUUUUGCAUUCUAAAACGCUAUCGGGACCUACGAGUGAUUGGCUCGGGAGCCCAAGGAGUUGUUUGUUCCGCAUACGAUACAAUUCGUAAGCAAAAUGUGGCAAUAAAACGUCUUAGUAGACCGUUUCUGAACGUGACCCACGCGAAAAGAGCUUAUAGAGAGUUUAAAAUCAUGAACCUCGUGCGACAUAAAAAUAUCAUUGGGUUGUUGGAUGCGUUUACUCCUCAGAAGAGGCUCGAUGAAUUCCUUGAUUUGUAUAUUGUUAUGGAACUCAUGGAAGCCAAUUUCUGUAGCGUCAUUCAAAUGGAUCUCGACCAUGAACGCUUAUCAUAUCUGCUGUACCAGAUGUUGUGCGCUGAUCUCAAACCAAGUAACAUAGUGGUGAACUCUCUGUGUAUUUUGAAAAUAUUGGAUUUUGGUUUGGCUAGAAGCACUGUUGAUUCGUUCCAGAUGACACCUUACGUUGUAACCCGCUAUUAUCGUGCUCCUGAAGUCAUACUUGGCAUGGCGUAUAAGGAGAACGUUGACAUAUGGUCGAUUGGGUGCAUUUUCGCGGAACUGGUUAAGAAAACUGUUCUGUUUCCUGGUACAGACCACAUAGACCAAUGGACACGAAUUGUAACUUUGCUAGGAACGCCAAGUCGUGAAUUUACUUCUCGCUUACAAAGUGGGGUUCGCUCAUACGUUGAAAGCCGACAAAUAUAUGAACCGAUGCCGUUCGAGAAUUUGUUUAGUGAUCUCAUGUUCCCGCCGGCAUCGUCAAACCCAUACCUGUGCCCUGCACAAGCCAGAGAUCUCUUGUCGAGAAUGUUGGUAAUUGACCCUGACUUACGGAUAUCUGUCGAUGAUGCUUUGCACCAUCCUUACGUUCAUGUAUGGUUCGACGAAUCUGAAGUUUAUGCCCCUCCGCCAGAGCAGUAUGAUCACUCCAUUGAUGCUGUAGAUCAUACUGUUGAAGAAUGGAAAGAAAUCAUAUUUAAUGAAAUCAUUUCUUAUGAGCAAACACAUAACACCAUGAGCGCCACCCCGGAAUCUACGGAAGAACCAAAUUAG
Molecule: messenger RNA, 1266 nt
Organism: Enterobius vermicularis (human pinworm)
Lineage: Eukaryota; Metazoa; Nematoda; Chromadorea; Rhabditida; Oxyuridae
Source: the annotation of a GenBank genome assembly